Messenger RNA from Octopus sinensis (East Asian common octopus), 970 nucleotides. Its product is annotated as retinol dehydrogenase 14-like. NCBI's taxonomy places the organism in Eukaryota, Metazoa, Mollusca, Cephalopoda, Octopoda, Octopodidae. The transcript has a single exon. The coding region runs from base 14 to 967 and encodes 317 amino acids. Gene Ontology annotation, molecular function: oxidoreductase activity. The record is from RefSeq and is a predicted model, not a curated record.
UCUAGGUUUUUAAAUGGAGCCAUACCUACUUGCUAUUUUAAUUAUCAUAAUAAUUGCCUUGAUUGUUAUAUGUUUGUGUUUACUACGCUGCUACAUAAUUCGGCACAGAACAUGUCCCAGUCGUGCUGACCUCACUGGUAAAAUAGCAAUUGUAACUGGAGCAAAUAUUGGCCUUGGUAAGGAAACUGCAUUGGAGCUGUCUCUAAGGGGAGCCAAAGUAAUACUAGCCUGUCGCAAUGAAUUCAAAGGUAAAGAAUGUGCUGCCGAAAUUCGUCGUCAAUCUAACCAAGAGGUAGUAUUUCAUAAACUUGAUUUAGCAUCUCUGAAGUCUGUGCAAAAAUUUUCUCAGACAAUAAUUGAGCAAGAACCACGUAUUGAUAUAUUGGUAAAUAAUGCUGGAGUUUUUCGAUGUCCUUAUAUGCAAACAGAAGAUGGUUUUGAGAUGCACAUGGGAGUGAACUACCUGGGGCAUUUCUUACUGACUAAUCUUUUACUGGAUCUACUUAAGAAAUCUUCACCAAGUCGUGUUGUUUGUGUCGGGAGUUUCCUUUACGCUAGAGGAAACAUCAACUUUAAGGAUUUCAAUUCUGAAAGAAGCUAUGAUCGAACCCUUGCUUAUUGUAACAGUAAACUUGCUCUCAGCUUGUUCUGUCGAGAGCUUAGCAAACAUCUAAGAGAUACAAGUGUAAACGUGUACUGUGUCAAUCCAGGAAUUGUAAGAACAAAUUUACUUCAACAUUCCGUUCCCGUUUUCAUUCGGUACAUACAGCCUUUAUUUCCAAUGUUUUUAAAUGCUAAAGAAGGAGCACAAUCAAUCAUCAAUUGUGCCAUUUCAGAACAACUUGCUGAAGAAACUGGGUUCUAUUAUUCUGGUUGUCGACGGAAAGAAUGGCACGAUAAAGCUUUGAAUGAAGAAGUUGCCAAAAGACUCUGGGAGUUUAGUGAAAGACUAACUGGAUUGUCCUAACAG